AUGACUCUUCUUCAGCCCAAUGCCUUGGUACUUUGGCUUUGACUGUUGAUGGUAACAAGUUCAGUUAACACAGAUAAACCUGAAGAGAAAAUUUAUUCCUGCCCAAUAAUUCAGUGCAGUGCUCUUGCAGUCAAUGGCUUACCAGGCAGAGAUGGAAGAGGUGGUCCCAAAGCUUUGAUUUUAAAGAACAUUGAGAGUAUUGGUAAAAAAGUAUUUGCUUCAACUGGAAAAGAAGAUACUUUUGACAACAGAAAAUCCCUUUGUGGGAAAGCUGAAAGUGUACUCUCCUAUUCUAGGACUGAGGCUGAGAAGGCAGCUUUAAAAGACUUAGUAAGAGCUCCAAAGCAGGCUUACCUGGGGAUAUCUGAUGAACAGACUGCAGGCAGGUUCAUGUAUCUGAAUGGAGGGACUGUAACUUACAGAAACUGGAAUGCUGGAGAACCAAAUAAUUUAAAAAAUGAAGGCUGUGCAGUAAUACAAGACUCUGGAAAAUGGAAUUACGUUAAUGGUUCAAAUUCACAUGCCUUAAUUAUUUGUGAAUUCUUGAGAUGGUGA
Molecule: messenger RNA, 555 nt
Organism: Phaethon lepturus (White-tailed tropicbird)
Lineage: Eukaryota; Metazoa; Chordata; Aves; Phaethontiformes; Phaethontidae
Product: mannose-binding protein C-like
Source: RefSeq, a predicted model, not a curated record